AUGCCAGAAGAGACAGCCGAUGACACAGUCGAUUGCCGAAAAAAUGAAGCGAAGAGAUUGUGGCGUCAGGCAAUGCCCCACAUGACUUGGCAUGCCUACAAGAAGCUUACACCAGACAUUGGUUCAUUUCCGCUUUCUUGUCAAACGCCUCGAAUUCAGCGCUUCUUCAAUAGUCGCGACAGAUGCCACAAAUGUCGGGCCAAACGGCUCCUUGUCAACACUCUGUCGGGUUAUAUCGAGUUGAAUGGCAAAACAGGAAGUCAUGGCCUGCCUGGUGCCAAGAGCCGCGCUUGUCGGUUGGCGGAGUGGAGGUCAGAGUCAACGCGGUCGCCCCUCGACUGGCGCGUGCCUGGUUCGAGUCUCGCCGGGACGGUUGGACAAUGUCGAGACUGCGGUCCAGGCGGGAUGGCAACGAGUGCAGUUGGAGAU
Molecule: messenger RNA, 429 nt
Organism: Protopolystoma xenopodis
Lineage: Eukaryota; Metazoa; Platyhelminthes; Monogenea; Polystomatidea; Polystomatidae
Source: the annotation of a GenBank genome assembly